This is a messenger RNA of Pundamilia nyererei, 4331 nucleotides long. RefSeq names its product centriolar coiled-coil protein 110 (gene cp110). Gene Ontology annotation, biological process: negative regulation of centriole elongation; regulation of cytokinesis; centriole replication. The record is from RefSeq and is a predicted model, not a curated record. Gene Ontology annotation, cellular component: centriole. The coding region runs from base 600 to 4037 and encodes 1145 amino acids. Lineage: Eukaryota; Metazoa; Chordata; Actinopteri; Cichliformes; Cichlidae. The transcript has 8 exons.
AAGUAUCUCCAUACUUUUCUGUAUGUUUUUCUUUGGUCAGUCAGGCCUGUAGGGGGCAGUACCACGUUAGUCUGAGUUCAGUGAAAAGUAAUUUCUUCUCAUUAUUUUUUAAGUAUUAAAUCCACUUCUUAUACUUUGUCCGACGUAACGUUGUAGCGGUUUUCUUCCUUUCCCGUGAAAUGCUUUUGUGUUGUAAAGGGGGUGUUUGUUGAACCCUGGUGUGAAUCCACUCCGGGUUUUCGGCGCUCUGUAACCGUCACUGUCGUUCUUUACCCGGUUGUUGCCCCGGAGGAGAGGCGGUAAAAAUGUAAACAUUGAUUCCCCCCAGUGGACCUGACCAGACUGUCUUUUGUGUUGCUUAUAAGAGGACCAACAGUAUAGCUGUAGCGUCUACCUUUGCUGAGUUUAACCCAGUGUCUUCUUCUUUUUUUUUUAAAGUUUAUGCGUCUACUUUUAAACGGUAACAAAAAGCAGCCAAAGCUAGCGUUAUGUUAGCUAAGCUAGCUAGCAAACUAGCGUUAGCAAACAAUAACUUGGUAGUAAUCUUUUAGCCGUUAAACUGCCCAAAGUUACUCUCUACUGUGUUCCGAUGAAGAGUAAUGGAGGAAUACGAAGAGUUUGUGCAGCAUCUUCUUCCUCAGCUCAGGAGAAGAGAAGAGAAAGAGGAGGAAAACCACAGACCCUCAUCUGCAUCCUCUGUCAUCCGCUUCUAUGGACGAUCCAUCCUCCCUCCUCUGCUCUCAGAGAAACAGAGAGAGGAGAUGCGUCGACUCAGAGACGAAGCUGCUGCCCACACAGUUCAGUUCAGAGAUGAUCCCCGGAUGGCCUACAUCCAGACGAUUCUGCACAGCGUUCAGCUGAGGAAGACACCAACACUCGAGGAGUUGCUUCAAGAGUCAGAAAUUAUCACACAAUCUUCAUAUUUCCGUAAAACCACUGGUGGACUGGUGUGUCCGGAUGAUUUUUUUGCGGGAAGCAGUGAUAAUGUUUCGCUCCCGGCUGCAGCGAAAGGAAAAGUUGGUGUUUGUCUUCCUCCACUGACAUCGACGACAUAUAGUGCCUUUUUCGCCUCUAACGUGACACCUCAGGAAAAUUACCAGGAAGGAUGCCUUACUGACCAAGUUAACAGCCAACAAGGAUCACAGCCAAAUUUUUUACAUAGUGCAAGCUGCCAGUCGCUCUCCUCAGGUUACGUCACCAACGAGAAUGUAGAAAACUGUACUGCUAUCCCUGAAAGGAUUAAUGCAGAAAACGAGAGCAAUGUCUCCGACUACUCAGAAGGAUUUUAUAACACAGUGGGCUUUUUUCUUCACAACACCUCAAAUACAAUCGCCAAGAUGCCAGAUAUUAUCAGCCACCCUCCCAUAGAUGGAGAGGAAUUAGAGAGGAGUGGGCGGGAGUCAUCUUUUUGUGAUAACUUAACAGAGUUGAGAGAAAUUUGUUGCACGUCAUUUGAGGAGGAUUCACUCUUGUGUAAUCCUUUACCAACAGAAAAAUCUAAAAAUGGUCAACUGGACAGUGUGAUGCGUGAUGAUAACGAUCCCUUUAGUUCAGUGCAUGACCCUGACAAAGAUGCACAUUUAGACAAAAAUGAGGACUCAGUUGCUUUUUUGGAAAAAAGCAGCUUUUCAGAUAAUCCAACACACACACAAAGCACUCGUCACCGUCUUACAACAGAACUGUGUGUUCAGCGUAGUCCCAGAGAGACUGAACUAGAGGACAACCAGGUAGAUGAAGCAGACUCAAAGCUGUCUGAGGAGCCUUAUCGUCUGAGCCUCCAGGCCUUGCUGAAGAAAUCUCAGGAGUAUCGACGGCGCCAGCGGAUGCUUAGGAACCAAGCCAAAAACACUAAAAUCCAAGAGAGAACCCAAGAACAGCCAAGAGCAAAGGCAGAGGAGCAGAGCAGCUCUGAUAAGGAGAAUGAUGAGAUCCCUUACAAGGACACUGUGACUGCAGAGGGGAAGAAGACUAAAGACAAGAGAAGUACUUUUAUCUCGUCAGUGGAAACUUCGUUAAAGAAAUCCUAUGAGAAUGAGCGGAUGAUUGAAAGUGAACUCUCUGGGAAAAAUAUGACACAUUUAACAGGAGAUGGAGAUAAUAAGGAAAUGACUAGUGUUGAUGAAGAAACAAUCAUCAUAAGUAAUAGGCUGAACAGUUCACAGGAGGUCUUAAUAAAGCCAAAACAAUUCAGUGCCUUCAUCCAGCAACAGCCAUUAGAAACUUCCCUUGUUAAAGAUCCUCCAGCUUUUUUUAAAGGAGCAGGGAAAUAUCGCACAGUCCCAGCCCCUAGCUUCUGCAGGAGCCCUGUUCACUACAAAAGAAAAAGUGGACAAAAGGUUGAUGUGGAGGAGACCUCAAAGGGGAAACUUGAGGUUGGUACUGGUUUGAAAGACCAUCACAAUUCUGAAGAAGUUAAUCCAGGUCAUCAAAACAGUCCUAUAGUGAGUCCUCCCGGAGUGAAUCUCACAGUUGAAGGGGAAGUAACAAGCAUUUUAACUGAGAGUUCACAGCACAUGGAUCAGUUGGAGUCAGACCUGUCCAGUCUUAAGGUUCUGAUCACAGAUCUUGAGUCAACGGUGAAAGAAAACUUGAAAGAAGACAGUCACAGCCAAGCUGAGAGCAGCCUGCAAAGUGAGUUAAGUUUUAAGGGUAUGACAAAUGAGCAAAUAAAAAGUGAUUAUUGGGAGGACAAGCAGAGAGCUCAUGGUGAUAAUAGCAGUGAUGCAGAGUACAGGAAGUGGUCGAGCAGGCAGUUAUAUAACAAUUACAGAAACAUGCAUGGAGACUUAGUUCCGGAAGCGACUGUCAGUGACACAGAUGAUGUUCCCCUCACAGUUAAGGAGAACGGGGAUGAGCUCUGUGAUUUUAGCGAGCGCAAAUUGAUCAAAACCUUAUCUGCAGAGAGAGAAAGUUGGAAAAAAGUGAGCAGAGAAGCACUAACCGGGAGUUCCUCACAGCCUGGAGAUUGCGGAAAGCAGCAGCCACCUGGUAAAUGCAUCCUUUCUGUGGCUCAGCAGAUGCGCAUUCCCGAUGUUUUCCGAAAUGUUCCAUCUGAUCCUCCUUUUCGGAGUUACAUCUCAGUGCCUUCAGAUAACAGUAAACACCUUGUUGAAAGAAGGAAAGAAUUGGUCGUAGAAGGUCACAACUCCACCCACUCACCAUCUCUAAAUCAGUCAUAUGAUGUGGACACACCGUCUGGCCUGUGGUUCACUGAAAGAUCAGGGUCACAAGGUCAUCCUGAGCAAGAAAAGCAUCUGACCCCACAGAGUGGCAGUGACGGUCAGGGAGGGGUGUCCAAGGUCAAACGGAGACUGCUAAUGCACACGAUGGAGGAGACACUGGAAGGGAGUGCCAAUACCAGUGGGGGAGUGGACUCUGUCAGACCCAACUCCAGCACACCCAGAGCUGCAGGGCAGUGGUGUGAAGGUCUCGGCAGUCAGAGGGAUAAGCGAGAGCAGCUGAAAGAGAUACACGCUGCUCAGGUCAGAGCGCUGCAAGAGGAGCACAGGAGACAGCAGGAGGAGCUACUACAGGCGCUGGCAGUCCGUUAUCGUCUCCUUCAGAGCGUGUCCUUCCCCUGCUCCAUGUCAGGCUCACGUCUUGGGGACACGUUGACCUUUUCUACCCUCUCUCAGCCUUCCAGCUCGCAGCACUACCGCCCCCUGCUGGCAGCGGCUGUGAAGGGUUUUCUAACUCGCAGGUUGCUGAGGACGGAGAGAGUGACACAGCUGGUGCGCACCGUCAGGGACACACAGCAGUUCCUGCAGGCCCUCCGGCAGCAGAGCACUCAGCUCUGCAACAAACAGGACCUCUUACUGGAGGAGAGAGUCACACUGCAGCUGCGCGCUGCACUUUAUGAGGUCUACGACAUAUUCUUCAACCUGUCAGCCAGAGAGCGAAUGCAGCUGAUCAGCUGGGACAGAGAGCUCGCCAAGGAGAGAGAGCUCAGACGACAGGUAACCUUUUCAGGAGAUCAUAAGCUGUGUUUACACAUGUGGUCAGUAGUCAGGUUUUCUUCUGGUUCUCCAGUCAAGUGACUGUAAAGUGACCCUGGAGUAUUUUAAUGGCAGUCUUAAUAAGAAAAUUCACAUUCUCUAAGUACUGUGGAAAAGUGCUUCAGUGCUUCCUUUAUUGCCACCUGUAUUACUUCCUUUUGCAGAGGCUACACAGAAUCUUUUGUAAGAGGAAAAGAGAUAAUGCACUCCCACAAUUCACAGAAACACCAAAGAAACAGUCAGCAUGACUGAGAAAUGAUGCAGGUCAUUUAAAUGUUAAUGAACAGUAUGUUUUCCAUUUUGUGGCAUAACCUUUAUUAUGGUUGAACCUCUAAA